Molecule: messenger RNA, 798 nt
Organism: Arabis nemorensis
Lineage: Eukaryota; Viridiplantae; Streptophyta; Magnoliopsida; Brassicales; Brassicaceae
Source: the annotation of a GenBank genome assembly
AUGAACUAUGAAGACGAGGUGACUUCAGAAAUACAUAUGGGAAGGGUCUUUCGAGACGACGAGUUUGAUGGUAAUGCAGAGGAUGAGAAUGAGGAGUUUGAGUACAUUGGUCUCGAGAAAGGAGAGGGUAUGGAAUCGAACGGUAUUGAUGUAGGCAAUCGAGAAAGCAGGAGCGUUACGAUGGUUGUUUCGGGAUAUGACAAAUUUCUUCCUGUGGAUGAUAUCAAGAGCUUGUUGAGUGAACAUUUCUCUUCAUGUGGAGAGAUCACAAAUGUUUAUAUUCCCACACGCGUUGGAAGCGAGAGUACUCGCAACAAAUAUGCUUUCGUUGAUGUCACCGGAGACGACGCGGAAAAGAAGGCGUUGCGACUUAAUGGAAGUGACGUUGGAGGACGCAGUGUAGUUGUUAAGGUUAUGCCGCCUUCGCCUUCGUCUGAAUGCUGUAAAGGUACUCCUGAACUUUAUGUUGCGUUGGCCGAACUCAAGGAGAGAGAACGCAUAACCCCCUCUAUCAAUGUUGUUAUGGUUUCGGGAUUUGACACUUCGUUUCCUGAGUACCGUGUCAAGGACCCGCUGACAAAAUAUUUCUCUGCAUGUGGAGAGAUCAGGGUUGUUCGUGUUCACCGAGAGGAUAACGGUCUUCUCUACAAGACUGCUUCUGUCCAGAUUCGGGGACUGAGAGAUGUCGUAGGAGAGAAGGCGUGGGCGCUUAAUGGAGCUGACAUGGGAGGAUGGAAAGCAAAGGUUACGCGUUUUGUCGAACCAGAAGAAGUAAACUUCAACACUAUGUAUAAUUAA